Molecule: messenger RNA, 4384 nt
Organism: Lolium rigidum
Lineage: Eukaryota; Viridiplantae; Streptophyta; Magnoliopsida; Poales; Poaceae
Product: disease resistance protein RGA2-like
Exons: 2
Coding region: 499-4353 (1284 amino acids)
Biological process (GO): defense response to other organism
Molecular function (GO): ADP binding
Source: RefSeq, a predicted model, not a curated record
UAAUGGCAACUGGGUAGAUCAGUCGAUGUACACUGGAUCGGAUCUAGGGUUGUCUUGCAACAGAACACUGACUCCCAUCUUCCUCUCCGGUGACCUUGCAUCACCUUCAUCGCCGUGCCGCUCAAACAGCUCUGCUUCCGAGGUCCAUAAUCCACGUUUUUCAUCUGUGGCUGUCUUCACUGCUUGUUUGCCCCUCCAGAUUCAUUCCAGAAGCACUUCUAUUGCUCUUUUUUUCGUUUCCUCGCACCAUUCCAUACAAAAAAAGAACAAAACUCCAAAAGAAAGAGGGGAGACUUUGUUUUGCUCCUGUUUACCAUGAUUUACGUGUUGAUGUUCCGCCCUUGUCCCCCUGGAUAAACACUUCUUCAUCUCCUCCGGCAUCCAAGAUCCAACUAUCCAAGACUCCAAUUUAACCACCUUUCCCUGUUUUCAUGUCUUUACACCUGAGAUCCAUGCAUUCUAUAAAUUAGCUGAAGACAUCCAAAAAUCUGCAAUUCAAUGGCGGAGGUGGUGCUGGCUGGCUUACAAAUGGCAGCAUCGCCGAUCCUAAAGAAGCUCCUCGCUGAUGCUUCCAGGUAUCUUGGUGUUGACAUGGCGAGUGAGCUCCAUGAACUGGAGACCACCAUCAUGCCACAGCUUGAGCUGAUGAUUGAAGCAGCUAACAAGAGCAACCACAGGACCAAGCUGGACAAGUGGCUCCAAGAACUCAAAGAAGCCUUCUACAAAGCCGAAGAUCUGCUCGACAUGCACGAGUACAACCUCCUCGAGCGCAAAGCAAAGAGCGGGAAGGGUACCUCGCCACCACAUGAUUCCACCAUCAGCCCUAUUCUGAAGCCUCUGCAUGCUGCUUCCAACCGGUUGUCCAAUCUGUGCUCCAAGAAUAGGAAGCUAAUUAGCCAGCUGAAUGAACUGAAGGCCAUUCUGGCGAAAGGCAAGGUGUUCCGUGCACUUCUUUGCUUACCAGCUGGCAACAGUAUAGAUGGCCCUUCUGUACAAACAUCCCUUGUUCCUCUGGCCACAUCAUUACCACCUCUGAAAGUAAUUGGCCGUGACAAAGAUCGCGAUCAUAUAAUAGACCUUCUUACUAAGCCGGUUGGUCCAGAGGCUAAUUCAGCUAUAUAUUCGGGUUUGGCCAUUAUUGGAGCAGGAGGCAUGGGAAAAUCCACCUUGGCACAACAUGUUUACAAUGACCAGAGGGUGCAAGACCAUUUUGAUGCUCGGAUGUGGGUUUGCGUCUCACGUAGACUUGAUGUCCAUCGUCACACAUGUGAGAUUAUUGAAUCCGCAGCUAAGCGGGAGUGCCCACGCGUUGGUAAUCUGGAUACUCUCCAGUGCCAAUUAAGGGACAUACUGCAAAAAUCAGAGAAAUUCUUGCUUGUGUUGGAUGAUGUUUGGUUUGAUGACUCGAGCAGUCAGAUGGAAUGGGACCAACUUUUAGCUCCUCUAGUUUCGCAGCAAAAGGGAAGCAAAGUACUAGUAACUUCUCGCCGGGAUACAUUUCCUGCUGCUCUUUACUGUGAAAGGGGGCUCCGUUUGGAAAGCAUGGAAGAUACUCAGUUCUUGGCACUUUUCAAACACUAUGCCUUCACUGGAGCAGAAAUCAGCAACCCUCCAUUGUUUCAAAGGCUAGAAGCAAUUGCAGAGAAGAUAGCUAAAAGGCUUGGACAAUCUCCUUUGGCUGCAAAAGUUGUGGGCUCCCAGUUGAAAGGGAAAAUGAAUAUCUCUGCCUGGAAGGAUGCUCUAACUUUAAAGAUCGUCAGCUUAAACGAGCCCAGAACAGCCUUGUUGUGGAGUUAUCAGAAGUUAGAUCCACGUCUGCAGAGGUGCUUUGUAUAUUGCAGCUUGUUUCCGAAAGGGCACAAGUAUAACAUUGAUGAGUUGGUUCACCUGCUGAUAGCGGAGGGACUUAUUGAUCCAUGCAACCAGAACAGGAGAAUGGUAGAUGUUGGAAAGGAUUACCUCAAUGAGAUGGCUUCUGGGUCUUUCUUGCAACCAUUUUCUGAAAAAUAUAAAGAGCCAAGCUACAUUAUGCAUGAUCUUCUUCAUGAUUUGGCAGAGUCGCUCUCUAAAGAACACUGCUUUCGCUUAGAGGAUGAUAAGGUGACAGAAAUACCAUGCACUGUUCGACAUCUAUCUGUUCGUGUUGAGAAUAUGAAACAGCAUAAGCACAUCAUCUGCAAGCUACAUAAUCUGCGCACUGUUAUCUGCAUUGACCCACUUACAGACGAUGUGAGUGAUAUUUUCCAUCACGUACUGCAAAAUUUGAAGAAGUUGCGUGUACUCCAUUUGUGCUUUUACAAUAGUAGCAAGCUGCCUGAAACUGUUGGUGAACUGAAGCACCUUCGGUAUUUAAACCUCAUUAGAACUUCCAUUGCUGAAUUACCUGGUUCAUUAUGUGCUCUUUACCACUUACAGUUACUACAGUUGAACCAUAAAGUUAAGAGUUUACCUGACAAACUCUGCAAUUUAAGUAAGCUACAACAUCUUGAGGGGUAUCGUGAGUUAUAUAAUUUGUUUGAAGAAGCGCUGCCUCAAAUCCCUUAUAUAGGCAAGCUAGGUUUGCUCCAACAUGUUAAAGAAUUUUGUGUGCAAAAGCAGAAGGGAUGUGACUUAGGACAACUCAGAGAGAUGAAAGAGCUUAGUGGUAGUUUAUGUAUAAAAAAUCUCGAGAAUGUCAACGGAAAAGAUGAAGCCUUGGAGUCGAAGCUAUAUCAGAAAAGUCAUCUUGGAAGCUUGGAGCUUGUCUGGAGUUGCAAUGAUGGCAUGGAUUCGGAGGGUAGUUUACAGUUAGAAGUUCUAGAAGGUUUGGUGCCGCCGCCACAACUUAUGGGCCUCAAAAUCGAGGGUUUCAAAUCUGCAACAUAUCCAAGAUGGUUAGUCGAGAGUUUACAUUUUGAGAAUUUGGAAUCCUUUAAGCUUGUUAAUUGCAGUGCAUUAGAAAGCUUGCCAAUCAAUAUAGAGCUCUUUAGGCAUUGCUCUGAACUGCUGCUCGAGAAUGUCCCAAGUCUGAAAAUAUUAUCUUGUCUUCCAGCAGAACUUACACACUUAUCAAUUACCAGUUGCCCACUGCUUAUUUUUAUUAUGAAUGAUGAACUAGAACAACAUGAUCAGAGUGAGAACACCACGAGGACAGAGUACUUGGCAUCACAACUUGCUUCCAUAUGGGAGGUGGAUUCCGGAGAGGAAAUUAGGGAAGUAAUUUCAUCAGACCACUCAUCUCUGAAGCAGUUGAUGACAUUGAUGGAUACUGACAUGUCACAUCUUCAAACCAUUGCAAAUGCUGAGAACGACGCAACAAUUCUGAAAGAGGAUAUCAUCAAGGCAUGGAUAUGUUGCCAUCAGAAGAGGAUAAGAUUCGUUUAUGGAAGGCACAUCGGGAUGCCUCUGGUUCCACCAUCAGGACUUCGUCAACUUGCUCUUUCUUCAUGCAGUAUCACAGACGGGGCAUUAGCUGUAUGCCUGGAUAGUCUCACUUCACUGAGAGAUUUGUCCUUAGUGGAGAUCAUGACUUUAACUACACUUCCGUCACAAGAGGUCUUCCAACAUUUGCAUAAGCUCGAGUACUUAAUCAUUAGAAAUUGCUGGUGUUUCAGGUCAUUAGGGGGCUUACGAGUUGCUACCUCUCUUUUGGAUGUAAGAUUGCUUUCCUGCCCUUCUUUGGACUUGGAAGGCGGAGCAGAUUUAAUGCCGUCAAUGCUUAAGAGGCUCAUUAUAUCCAGCUCCGUGGUUGCAACUAAUCUCUUCAGUAGUGACUUGCCGCACCUGAAAUAUUUUUCCAUGUUUGGCUGCAGAAGCUCUGUUUCUUUGUCGAUUGGUCAUCUGACCUCCCUUAAAUCACUAAUACUACAAGGUAUGCCUGAUCUGUGCUUACUUGAAGGACUGCCAUCCCUUAAACUUCAGCGCCUAGAUUUGAUAGAUGUCCCGAAGCUAACUGCAGAGUGCAUCGGACAGUUUCGAGCCCAGAAGUCACUCUGUGUUAGCAGCCUUGCGAUGCUCAACCAAAUGCUCUUGGCUGAAGGUUUCACAGUUCCACCAUUUCUCUCUCUUCAAGAAUGCAAAGAGCCAUUUGUGUCAUUUAAAGACUCUGCAAAUUUCACUUAUGUCAAGUGCCUGACAUUAUGUGGGUGUGAAAUGAGGUCCCUGCCAGGAAAUCUGAAGUGCUUCUCCAGUCUGACGAAACUCGAUAUCUAUGAAUGCCCAAACAUAUCAUCUUUACCAGAUCUGCCAUCCUCCCUCCAACAUAUAUGUUUUUGGGAUUGUGAGCGCCUGAUUGAGAGCUGCCGAGCACCUGAUGGAGAAAGCUGGCCAAAGAUUGCGCAUGUCCGAUGGAAGGAUUUCAGAAGUAAAUUGUGAUUCAGAUUCAUAACUACAAACAAAUGUAAAG